UUCAUUCAUUAUACAUAUAGUGAGAGACUCGGUAAGGGGUUCGGUCUUCCCUUUCUCCUUUUUCUUGUCAAAGAAGAAGUGAAGAGAAAAUAAAUAAAUAAAUAAAAAUCUUUUCAUCUUCUCAGCAAUGGCACCUAGCAAGCGUAAGGCUGAGCAACCACCAGUGGAGGCGACGGGGAGGGUAACUCGGUCGUCGGCGAAACUCGCCGCCGCUGGAUUGAAAACCGCACCUGUUAUAGAGGUGCCGGAGAAGAAGAAGGAGACGAAGAAGCCGAAGGGGAAGAAGCAGAAGAAGGAGGAAGUAGUAGCCGAAGUUAAUGGUGGUGCUCCUGUUACUGAUAAGGGGACUGUUGUAGAACCUUCUAGAAAGACAAUCGUUAUUGAGCAUUGCAAGCAAUGCAACUCAUUCAAGACAAGAGCAAAUUUGGUGAAAGAAGGUUUGGAGAAGAGAUCUUCUGGAAUCACUGUGAUACUGAACCCUGAAAAGCCAAGACGAGGUUGCUUUGAGAUACGGGAAGAAGGGGGCAAGAAGUUCAUUAGCCUCUUGGACAUGAAACGUCCGUUUAAACCAAUGAAGGAUCUUGACAUGGAGAAAGUUAUCUCUGACAUUGCUGAGGAGAUAUCAAACACCUGAUGCUAGAUAGGUAUUAUUCUUAAUGGUUGAAAACUGUCUAUAGUUUGUAGUUAACUAGCUGCUUUUGUGGUUAUUUUGAGAUGACCAAACUUGGAGUCUCAUAAUUUGGUGUCAACUAACUGAAUUACAUUGAGGUUUCAUUGACUGUAUUUUGGUCAUAUUACAAUAUAUCUUGUCAGUAGUAUUUAGUAUACUUCAUUAUUUGUGCUAAGAUUGUUAAUGUUUCUACUUUCUAAGUUUC
This is a messenger RNA of Arachis stenosperma, 875 nucleotides long. RefSeq lists its product as uncharacterized. Gene Ontology annotation, cellular component: Golgi apparatus. The coding region runs from base 128 to 634 and encodes 168 amino acids. NCBI's taxonomy places the organism in Eukaryota, Viridiplantae, Streptophyta, Magnoliopsida, Fabales, Fabaceae. The record is from RefSeq and is a predicted model, not a curated record. The transcript is spliced from 4 exons.